GGGCCCGGACGCGAGCGGACGGCGCGGGCAUGGUGCGCGGCAGGGUCUCCCGGCUCUCGGUCCGCGAUGUGCGCUUUCCCACGUCGCUCGGGGGCCACGGCUCGGACGCCAUGCACACAGACCCUGACUACUCAGCUGCCUAUGUCAUCAUAGAGACAGAUGCAGAAGAUGGACUCAAGGGUUAUGGAAUUACCUUCACUCUGGGCAAAGGCACCGAAGUUGUUGUCUGUGCUGUGAAUGCCCUUGCCCACCACGUGCUUAACAAGGACCUCAAGGACAUUGUUGGUGACUUCAGAGGCUUCUAUAGGCAGCUCACGAGUGAUGGGCAGCUCAGAUGGAUUGGCCCGGAGAAAGGCGUGGUGCAUCUGGCCACGGCAGCCGUGCUCAACGCUGUGUGGGACCUGUGGGCCAAGCAGGAGGGAAAGCCUCUCUGGAAGUUGCUUGUAGACAUGGACCCCAGGACGCUGGUAUCCUGCAUAGACUUCAGGUAUAUCACGGAUGUCCUGACUGAGGAGGACGCCUAUGAAAUACUGCAGAAAGGUCAAGUUGGCAAAAAAGAAAGAGAAGGGCACAUGCUGGCACAUGGCUAUCCAGCCUACACGACAUCCUGUGCCUGGCUGGGGUACUCAGAUGACACGCUGAAGCAGGUGGGCAUGUGGACCUGGUUUUGUAGACAGGCUGAGUGCAGAGAAGAUAAAACGUCUCCGUUCGUGGAUUUAGUGCAGAGCAUGAGAGAGAACGGCAGUAGGUGCUGCGUGUGGGGGGCACUCUUCAAGCCGGGGCUCUUCGCAGGCAGAGAGAGACGGCCACUGUGCAGAAAAUCCCAGUGUCUGCCAAAGCAGAGGAUAGAGCUAAAUUACAAAACCAGUGUAUUUCACAGGUUUAAAGUAAAGGUUGGUGCUGAUGUCCAGGAUGACAUGCGGAGAUGCCGACUCAUCAGAGACAUGAUCGGACCAGAGAACACUUUGAUGAUGGAUGCCAACCAGCGCUGGGACGUGCCCGAGGCAGUGGAGUGGAUGUCCAAGCUGGCUGAGUUCAAGCCAUUGUGGAUUGAGGAGCCGACCUCCCCCGAUGACAUUCUGGGGCACGCUGCCAUCUCCAAGGCACUUGUCCCGUUAGGAAUUGGUGUUGCCACAGGAGAGCAGUGCCACAAUAGAGUGAUAUUUAAGCAACUCCUACAGGCAAACGCCCUGCAGUUCCUCCAGAUUGACAGCUGCAGACUGGGAAGUGUCAAUGAAAAUCUCUCGGUAUUACUGAUGGCCAAAAAGUUUGAAAUUCCCGUUUGCCCCCACGCUGGUGGAGUUGGCCUCUGUGAGCUGGUCCAGCACUUGAUUAUAUUUGACUACAUCUCCGUCUCUGCAAGCCUUGAGAACAGGAUGUGUGAGUAUGUUGACCACCUGCACGAACAUUUCAAGUAUCCUGUGAAGAUCCGGCAGGCUUCCUACAUGCCUCCAAUGGAUGCUGGCUAUUCAACAGAAAUGAAGGAGGAAUCUGUAAAGAAACACCAGUAUCCAGAUGGUGAAGUCUGGAAGAAACUCCUUGCUACUCAGGAAAAUUAAGUGUUCGGUACUAGUAUCUUUCCUUUUUAAGUAAAAUGUCUUGGAUACAGUUUUAUAAAAAUAGAAGAAAAAUUUCAUCCUAUCAGUCAAGUUCAGCUGAAAGUCCUAAGAACAUUAGGAAUCAGCUCAGUAAUCAUUAUUACUUGGUUCUUUUAGCAAGUCAAUACAUAGUCUCCUAUUUAAUCCUUAAUAAAUUUAGAUUAACUAGCCUGAAGUCCAGGAAGAUGUGCCUACAAAAUUACUAUUGCAUCCUGGUACACACACAUUAAACUGUACUUCAAUUUGAAAAUAAGCAACAUGUUGCAUAAUUCGUUGGAACAAAUCCUUAUUCUGUUUAACACUUGUCAAAAAUUAGCAGAAUAAAAAUAGUUCUGCAGCA
Molecule: messenger RNA, 1938 nt
Organism: Otolemur garnettii (small-eared galago)
Lineage: Eukaryota; Metazoa; Chordata; Mammalia; Primates; Galagidae
Gene: ENOSF1
Product: enolase superfamily member 1
Exons: 16
Coding region: 30-1559 (509 amino acids)
Biological process (GO): carbohydrate catabolic process; amino acid catabolic process
Molecular function (GO): L-fuconate dehydratase activity; magnesium ion binding
Source: RefSeq, a predicted model, not a curated record